CUCUGCCCAAUUCCUGUAUAAUCUAUUGGAAAUGAAGGCCACUAGUACCAGAAUAGAAAAUCAAAGUACACAUUUGGUGCCUUUGGGGCUAUUUUACUUAUAUGGACUUAUAUAUUUAAUAUGACACAUUUUUUUGACAUGGUUUUUGUUUAGCUUAAGGACAAAAACAUUUAUCAAAUAGAUAAUGUAAAGUAAUUGGCUUGCUAAGUGUGUCACAAACCUGAAUCAUUAGCAGAGUUGUUGACUGUGAGGUCAUAAGGUAAAAAGCUGUCACUUCCUUAUUUGCUGUGUGCUCUUCAAGCUCACGCAUUACUUUUCCUCUUCGUCUCGACUCACUACUGAAACGCCAACAUGUGGACUUACGAGCAGCGGAAAAAAUACUCCAACUCAAAUUUCAUCAUGCAAGAGACGUCGCAGUACCACGUUGAGCAUCUCUCCACGUUUGUUAUGGACAAGACAGAAUCCAUUGUCACAGUAGAUGAUGCUAUCAAGAAGCUGAUUCUUCUGGACUCCAGGGGUAAAAUCUGGACACAGGAGAUGCUGCUGCAGGUCACAGACAAGGCGCUCAGACUUCUUGAUUGUGACACUCAGGAAGAACUGGAGAACUUCCCCCUCACCACAGUCCUCCUCUGCCAGACGGUGCUGAAUCAGACACGCUACCCAUCUGUGCUGCUGCUCAUGUGUCAAGACAGGGACCAACACAAACCCGACAUCCAUUUCUUCCAUUGUGACCAAGUGGAGGCUGAGAUGGUUCACGCAGACAUAGACAGUGCACUUGGUGACAACAAACAUGGGAAAAAAAUGAGGCUGGAAACCCUCAAGGUGAACCAGGAAAAAAUGAAGCGUCAGAGAGAAACCAUCCUCCCUCCCUCGGCCCCCAGGGGCCCGCCACCUGUUGUAAAUAGACGAGCAGCAGCCGCUGCACACACUCAUGAUCCUUAUGAUGGAGAGACGCAUGAAAAGCUGGCCCAGCGCAUUGAGAAGGAUGUGCAAAUCCUCAACUGUGCCCUGGACGACAUUGAGAUCUUUGUGGCGCGGCUGCAGAAGGCAGCUGAGGCUUUUUAUCAGCUCAAUCAACGCAACAAGAGUAAGAAGAACAAGAAGAAAGGACCAGCAGAGGGCAUGCUGACCCUGCGGGCCAGGCCCCCCUCUGAAGCAGAGUACAUUGACAGCCUGCAGAAACUGAAGCUGGCCCUCAACCUCUUGGCCAAGCUGAAGAAACAUCUACAGAACCCAAGUGCUCCAGAGCUGGUUCAUUUCCUGUUUGGACCUUUGGAGCUGGUCCUGCAGACGUGUGGAAGUCCUGACCUGGUGCGUUCCGUCAUCUCCCCUCAUCUUUCGAUGGAUGCAGUCGACUUCCUACGCGGACACCUCACCCCCAAAGAGAUGACCAUGUUUGAGCUGCUUGGUGACGGAUGGACCAGACCCAGAGCAGAGUGGCCCAGAGAUCAGUGUGCGCCUCCUUAUUACCCCAAGUUUCGAAAUGGAUGGGAGCCACCUGCAGAGUUUUUCUUGACUUCUCCAUGGGAAACCGAGGGACCACCCAGUCCAACUGCAUCUCCCACAAGCCCUGACUACAGAAGACACUCGCCUGACGAUUAUUACGUCAAUCAUUCCCCACCAAAUGGGAUGCAAAGUAGCCGCAAAUAUGCCAAAAUCCGUUAUAAUUUUGUGGCGCGGAAUCCCAACGAGCUGUCAGUGCUGCAGGAUGAAAUCCUUGAGGUGUUGGAAGAUAACAAACAAUGGUGGAAACUGCGGAAUCGCAGCGGCCAAUCCGGCUACGUCCCAUAUAACAUCCUGGAUGUUGUAAGGCUAGAAGAACCAGAAGAGCCCUACCCGAGCGACUACAGGAGUUCGCCCACUGAACCGCUGCACAAGAGGGAUAGUUUCAAAGGGGGAAUACAGAAAGACAAAAAGAUGGACGAGGUUAAUAAUGAGCUACUGAUGAAAAUCACAGCAAACAAAAACCCGCCACCCAGAAAGAUCCGAGUAGAGCGCCCGGCGGCCCCACAGGUGCCAUUAACUUCCCAGUCAUCUCCAGAGCAGGUGACAAUGUGGCUCAAUGCGAAAGCUUUCUCUAAACCGACGGUUGAAUGUUUGGGAAUCCUGACAGGAGAGCAGCUGUUUUCCCUGAACAGAGAGGAGCUGAAGGCCGUGUGUGGGGACGAAGGGGGCCGUGUCUUCAAUCAGGUGUCUCUGCAGAAAGGACAAGUAGAGAAGGCUCCUUCUGAGCUGAAGGAAAUCAUGAUGCGGAGGAAAGAGAAGGUCGACUCCACAAGCAGCUGCGACUGAACACGUGGAGCAGAUGUUUUCCCUCCUCACUGCUUUCCAAGUGCAGCAGCUCGCUAAAUCAGUGAACAUUUUCUUGUGAUCCUCAGAUAAAAAAAGAAACAAACAAGAUUAAAUACACUUAUUUUUAAUUGCAUAUUUAUUUUGUAAAAUGUUAGAUGUUUGUUAUUCAAGUGUUUUCAAAUUAUGUUCCAUUUUUCUCAAUUGAUGAAAUUAUUGAAGAAAUGACCUGCUAAGAAGGGGAACUCGUGUACAGUUUGGUGUAUGUGCAGGACAUGCAUACAACAUACGUGUGCAUGAGAGAGCAGGGUUAGUGUAUGUUCUUAAUAAUACUGUUUUGUACUGUUUACAAAAUUUGUCUGUAAAAAUUUUAAAUCUUUGCAGUUGCUUUUUAAAAUCAGUGCCAGGAUGUUUGACAUAUUUUCUAUUGCAUAGCCAGUUAUUUUCAUGUUAAUGCUAACAGAAAAAAUAAAGCACGCAUAUGUUUUGUUGUGUAUGGCAGAAGUUUGUAUCUGGUUGGUAAAUAUAAAUCAUUCACAAGUAUUAAAAUAAAUGUUCUUAUUCUUCUUGAUGUUAUCUGACAUUUUGGCAACUUAAUAAAACAAUAUGCCUUUCUCAGUAAUUGUGGGAUCUUUUAUACGGCACCCUCUAAAAUUAAUUGGCAUAUCUUUUAUUGCUGAAGCAUAUUUUGACAUUGAAAACUUUUUCUGGAGCUUUUUAAGAGUGAAGUCUUUUUCAUAUUCCAUGGAAAAGUCAGACAUUAGUUCUUAGUAUUAUGUUGUACAUAUAGUGUUUCAUAAUCUUUUCAUUUUUUUAAAUUUGAUUACUUGUGACAGAACCAGUUGCUCCUUUACUUCUCAUAAAAGUAAAAAGGGCAAAAUAGAGAACAAAAUCAAAUAGACCAAGGCAGCCCCUGCACAAUUUGUUAUUGUCAAGAACUUCAGUUCUUAUUGGAUUAACAUAAUCAACCCUAAAGCAUUCACUCUACAAUCUGACUUUCUGUUUUACGGCACCGUUAAAUCAUUUGUUUUCUCAGUGAAAUUGUAAUGACCAAGUGCAGUAAAAUACUAAAUGACAAAAUCAACAACCUCAACACUGAACAACUUAAAAAAGAAAGAUAACUUUGUGAUCAAAACAUCCAUUACUCCUCCUUUAGGGCCUUAUAAAUUUGACACAGGCGACAUUUUAAAAAGCUAUUAAGUGCUAUGAUGGAAUUUUUUUCAACUGAGUUUUUUUGUUUUUAAUUAGUGUUGAAUUAUGCUGCAGCAAAAAUAUAUUAAUCAAUUUUAAGGGCUUUUGCACAUUUUCUAUUAUUUGUGUAUGUUAGUGUCUGUUGUAACCUGGUGUUUGCAAUGUAAACUGCACAAACUGUUAAGAAGAAUAAACUCAAUUUGUUCUCUGGUAUGAAAAAUGA
Messenger RNA from Poeciliopsis prolifica (blackstripe livebearer), 3703 nucleotides. RefSeq names its product EPS8 like 2 (gene eps8l2). Gene Ontology annotation, molecular function: actin binding. NCBI's taxonomy places the organism in Eukaryota, Metazoa, Chordata, Actinopteri, Cyprinodontiformes, Poeciliidae. The record is from RefSeq and is a predicted model, not a curated record. The transcript has 18 exons. Gene Ontology annotation, cellular component: ruffle membrane; vesicle; plasma membrane. Gene Ontology annotation, biological process: positive regulation of ruffle assembly; regulation of Rho protein signal transduction; Rho protein signal transduction. Bases 352 to 2292 code for a protein of 646 amino acids.